UUGUAGAUCAUACCUAUAAGAAUAGUUUUGAGUUGUCUAACAGGCUGCUGAAACAUCCACCCACUUGUACUCUAGCUAUAGUGAGGUAUUGCUUUCAAGAAACUUUUAUAUUUAUCAUGUUAAUCUGGAUCAUCAAACAAACAAGGGAGAGACUCAGGCACCUGCUCUCUAUGGUAUCUUAAAGAUCGUACAGGAGCUGUCUCCUGAACUCAUUGGUGAAUACUCUGCCAACCUCCAGCUUAAGAGAUGAACUGGUUAUCCCUGCAGGCCCUAAUCAGUGGCGUGAAUAAAUACUCCACCCUUUUUGGUCGUGUUUGGCUCUCUAUGGUCUUUAUCUUCCGUAUGUUGGUGUUUGUGGUGGCCGCACAGCCAGUUUGGGGUGACAAUUCAAAAGACUUUGUGUGCAACACAGUUCAGCCGGGUUGCACCAAUGUGUGCUAUGACCACACUUUCCUUCAGCUUAUCUUAAUAACCUGCCCAUCUCUCAUGGUGGUGGGCCAUGUCAAGUUCCGUGAAAAGAAGAAUCAAGAUAAUGUCAUCAUUCAGAAAGGCAAACAUCUGUAUGAAAACCCAGGAAAGAAGCGUGGUGGCAUCUGGUGGACCUACUUGCUUAGUCUGAUAAUUAACGCAGCCAUUGAUACUGGUUUCCUCUGCAUCCUGUACUAUCUCUAUAAAGGAUUUUACUUGCCCACUCUGACGAAAUGUAGUCUCGAUCCUUGCCCUAAUGUGGUGGACUGCUACCUGUCCCGUCCUACAGAAAAGAAGAACUUCACUAUUUUCAUGGUCACCUCCUCUGCCCUGUGUAUCCUCAUGUGUAUCAUUGAGAUGACCUACCUGGUGUGUAAGCGUUGUAACAAGGUGCUUCAUGAACACAUAGAGAAAGCGCGCAGGCAGGCAAGGUGUGAGUGUAGAGUGGGUCCUACUGCAUCCUCCAAUCACAGCCUCAGCAAACUGAAAAAGACAUGACUGCUAGUCAUAUCACUUAGUGUCACUGCUCUGUCUGGAAUCCUUUACACAUGACAGACCAUGAUUUCAGGAGUUGUAGUCAUACAGUUGACUUAAUGUGAAACACAUUAAAGAUGCUGCAUGCUUCACAGUCAUAUGAACUGCAAAAUAAUCCUGUACAAUAAUCAAAGAAGAUAUUUAUAUCUUCAUUAUUUUGGAAAAUAUCUGGCAUCUUAGUUUUGUCUGUUAAACUGUGAUUAAACUGUCAUUAAGACCAUAUAUAAAUACUGUGUAGAGACAUCUUCUUUUGCCAUAUAUGUAAAUUAAAAAGUGUUUUUAGAAUUUCGUUUUUUUAUCAUUUUGAUGUUUGUGUAGGCUUCAGUAGAAUUGUCUUGCGAUUAAAGCCAAAUACUGCCCCCUGGUGGACAAAUAUAAAUACUAUAAGGAACUUUUCAGACGUGAGUAUUGAUUCACAACUAGAAUAAUUGACAAUACAAUACAACAAUUAUUUGCAUUUUCCAGAUUAUUGAUAAAUAAAUGAAUACAAACCCUCCUCACACCCCAGCUGUUUCAUGGAUUUAUUAAAUUCCUAAAUGUAUACACUGGAUUCAGUUUAAUAAUCCACUGCUUCGUCAACCAAAGUGUGCUGGUGAAAUUAAUGGGUGUAAUAGGAGUUUCAAAUAUCAUGGUGCAUGGUUUGCCAUUUAAUCCUAGAAGACAAAUAAGAAGAUAUUAGCAUAGGU
Ictalurus punctatus (channel catfish) is the source of this 1688-nucleotide messenger RNA. It is a transcript of the gene gjb9b, whose product is annotated as gap junction protein beta 9b. Gene Ontology annotation, biological process: cell communication. NCBI's taxonomy places the organism in Eukaryota, Metazoa, Chordata, Actinopteri, Siluriformes, Ictaluridae. Gene Ontology annotation, cellular component: connexin complex. The record is from RefSeq and is a predicted model, not a curated record.